Messenger RNA from Pieris brassicae (large cabbage white), 1815 nucleotides. Its product is annotated as BAG family molecular chaperone regulator 2. Gene Ontology annotation, biological process: protein stabilization. Gene Ontology annotation, molecular function: adenyl-nucleotide exchange factor activity; protein-folding chaperone binding. The coding region runs from base 150 to 752 and encodes 200 amino acids. NCBI's taxonomy places the organism in Eukaryota, Metazoa, Arthropoda, Insecta, Lepidoptera, Pieridae. The transcript has 4 exons. The record is from RefSeq and is a predicted model, not a curated record.
CAUUGAUUAAAAGUUCAAUCUGUAAUCGUCAAACUGCAAACAUAAAUUUUUGUCCAUAUUCUAGGUACCUACCGAUAGUGUUAAAAACAAUUUAACAUCCCUUUUCAAACGGCGCAACAAUUUCAACCAUAGAAAAUAAAAGUGAAAAGAUGGAGGUGGAUUUGUACGCUACCGAUUGGGCACACUCGGCUGAAAGUGGCCGGUUGCCUCUUAUUGAGGAGACAUCGACUCUGGGAACCCAGGCACCGAAAGACAAAUUGAUAUCAGUACUAGACCAAGUGGAGCUGAGGGUUGAACGGUUGAGAAGAGACACUACUAGAAUUGAAGAGGAAAAAGAUUCUUUGCUGUCUACUUUGGAUAGUAUUAAACAUUCAGAACUCCUCUCAGAUAUAACUGAAUGUGAUAAAGAUGACAUUACCAGGUAUGCAGAUCGUAUUGUAGCUCGUGCAAUGACAAUCGAGGUAGCUGUGAGAACUGACAGAGAUCCGCAACAAGAAGAAGCAUUGCAUCAGGUAAACAUGUACAUCGAUAAAUUAGUGAUGUCCGUUCACGACGACACAGUCUUGGCCCACACCCGCUGUCAGGCGUACAUGAACGCUUGCACUUCCCAGCCCGAUCCUAGCUCCGGAACGGACAAGAACUUCGAGACCGCCAUCCUCGGCUGCACCCUCGACGACCAGAAGAGAGUAAAGAAACGCCUCGAGGGCCUUCUAGAUUACUUUGCGAAACUCAACAUCACCACCUUCUCGUGAGCGAGGUCCAAGCAGACUGAGCGUUUACUGCCGAAGGCGCUUCUACCUCAUAUCGGCCAUGACUUAACUAGAAGUAGAGGUAUGAAACCCGUCUCUUAUCUGGUCGGUAUUGUGAAUUAGAACGCUCCUUUUGAUGAAUGUGUCUAUGAUGCUUAAUCAUUUUAGUCUCAAAAUCUGAAGCAAUUUAAUUUAGUUUUAUAUAAUUAUUAUAUUUCGUGAUAACAGAAUUGCAAUCUCCAUAUAACCAUAAAAUCCUACUAGUAGACACAUUCAUCAUAAAUCUUUCCUAACGACUAAAAGCUAAGUGGCUAAAUUACCAUUUUAUGCGUAUUAUUUAUUCAAGAUCAAUUUGUUAUUUCCCUUCGUGUGUUUGGUAUUCGUCUGAAUAUGUAUCUUGACAUCAGUAUUAUAUAUGUCAUCAAUAUCUAUUCUGUGGCACAGAGAAACAUUAAACUGUGCAGGUAAAUGUCUGAAGAACGAGGUCUAAUGUCGCUCGACCCAUUGAUUAGGUGCUCUCCGGUGUUAAAACUUUAUGUAAACAUAUUUAUUUUUGUCGCCGAAAAAAAUUACUUUCUGUCUUAUUUAAAUUCUCAUAAAAUGGGAAUUUUUCAUGUAAUUAAAUUAGUUCGUUCUUGAACUGACGAUAUAAAAGGAUUGACGGAGUGAGACUGCCUGUAGUGGUUGUAUAAAAUACAAUGUGGUAGAUAGGAAUUUAUUAUUUUAAUCUAUAUUAAAAUUGUGUAAAAACGCUGAUUGUGACCAUCAAAGGUUAAGAAGGGUUUAUUGAUGUUUCAAUGUUUAUCGUUUUUAAGUCCAUUAAAAUAUUUUAUUAAAUGUGUAGUUUAAAGCGAGAUACUUACCUUAGAUAUCUGGAAUUAUAUUUAGGUCAUCAACUUAUUAAAAUAUAUACAAAGUGUAUAUUCCUAAUUUACUAAAAACGAGUCGAUUUCGCGUCGUAUUUUUCAAGCUUUUGUGAAAUUGUAUGUAGAUUUCGAUUAUUAGUUUUUGUUAUAUUUUAUACUAAUAGUAAAGUAUGUUCAUAAUAUUUCGUAUAUGGAACAUG